Molecule: messenger RNA, 1057 nt
Organism: Rotaria sp. Silwood2
Lineage: Eukaryota; Metazoa; Rotifera; Eurotatoria; Philodinida; Philodinidae
Source: the annotation of a GenBank genome assembly
AUGGUACAAUACUUUUGUUUCGAUCGUUUUUUUAAAUCUGUUAAUGCUCAAUCAAAUAAACUUAUUCAAAAACGUCGUUCAAUUCGUUUAUUAAAUGAUGAAGAUCUUACUGGUAUUGAAUAUUUAUGGAAAUUAAUAUUAAAUGGUACUGAUAUUGUUGCUAAUCGUGGUAUACAAUUAAUUAAAGAAAUUUAUACAAAUAUAAGUCUAUCAUUAAAAAAUGAUAUUAAACGUAUACAUCAAACAUUUAUACAAGAAUGUUUUAAACGUUUACAACAUGUUAAUGAAAUGAUUAAAACAAAAACUAAUCAAACAACACAUCAACAUAGACUUAAUGCAUUAAUACGUAUUUUAAUUGUAUUAAGAGAAUAUUUAUCUGAAUGUGAUUAUUCUUAUCAUAAAGAUAGAAGUAUUGUACCUAUGUCAAGAGCAUUUCGUGGUCGAUCAGUAGUAUUAAUUGUUCGUUUAAAUACGGGACAAAAUCGACAAACAGAAGAUUUUGAAUAUUCAUCUCAUUUAAAUGAAACAUGGGGACAUAUUCGACGAAUGAUUCAUUCACGAUAUAAAACAAGUUAUGGUAUUCUUGAAUUAUAUCGAAAUAAUGAAUUAAUUUAUCCAGAAGAUGAUAAUAAAACAUUAGCACAAACUGAUGGUCGAGAGAGAAUUACAAUAACAGUUCGUUGGGUUCAACAAGCAAAUCAAACUAUUUCAAGUGAUGAAAGUAGUUCAUCAGAAUCUGAAAUGAAUAAUAAUAAUAUAUCAUCAUCAUCAUCAUCUGCACAUCAUAAUCGUAUUUUGGAUUCUAUUGAUUUAAAUGCCGAAAGUGCAUUACCAUCUGUGGUAAUUAAAAAAAAAAGAAAGGAGAAUAGUCGAUAACUGAUGAAAUUGAUCUUCUACGAAAAUAUGAUUUUUCUAGUAUCAAAAUUUCACUCAAAGUGUUCGAAAGUAAACCUUCGUAGAAUUAGUUCUAUAAUACUUACUUGUACUAUGUCCCGAUCACCAAUUAAAAUAGAGUUUAUUCAUGAAAUUAAUUUUUUCACUCAAUUCUGAGAGGGGG